This is a messenger RNA of Dentiscutata erythropus, 456 nucleotides long. The record is from the annotation of a GenBank genome assembly. NCBI's taxonomy places the organism in Eukaryota, Fungi, Glomeromycota, Glomeromycetes, Diversisporales, Gigasporaceae.
AUGAAAAUUCAAUAUGCUACACAGUAUAAAAAGAAAUUAGAGUUUACCAAUAAUUAUUUAGCCCACUUAAGUCAUGCACAAAAAGAACAUGAUUAUUACAAUAUUAAUAUUAAGAAUGCAGUUGAUGAUAGCAAAUAUAAUCAAAACAUAAUUAGUUUUCAAGAAUCUUUUAAAACCUUUAACGCAACUAUGCAUAUCACAUAUGAUUGGGCCCAGAACACUAACUACAUAAUUGAUGAUGCUGAAAUGCCCAAUAAUGUCUCAACUAUUAAUCGUUCUACUUCAAUUAACUUUAAUUUUGCUCAAUAUUUCUUAGAUAGAGAAGGAUUUCAAUAUUAUAAUUUUAAAAUUUAUUUUGAAGCAUUUAAAAAGCUACUAAAUAUUCAAAAAUAUUAUCACUUUUAUUUCACUUCACAAAAUCCUGGAGUUGUUUUUUACAAAGACGAUCUUGAAUAA